AUACCAUCCUAAUUACUUUCCCAUCCCCCCCUAAUUCCACAAGAAGAAGAAGAAGAAGAAGAAGAGGAAGAUGCUUCUAAUGGAGUUCUCCUACCUCUACCUCAUCUUCUCUCUCGCCCCUCUCGUAACCCUCACUGAUGCAGGUGAAGAGAUUACUAAGCUUGUAAACCCCCAUGAACAAAGCACAUUUCAUGAAUCUCCUCCUCCUCACGCAAAAUACCCACUUCCCAUUACCGCCAUUCUCAAUGAAUCCGAGCUUUUUGUAGUGUCCUCAAGCGUGUUGGGAGCUGAAAACUGGCUCAAAACCCAUGUAGUCCCCCUCCUCCACUACCCCGCAAUCCCCGCCAUUGUAGUGGGUAAAGGUGUUCUCUGCAACGGGAACCAUGAACACCAAUGGGGAUUGGUUUUGCCCUCACUUGAAAAUCUCUACUUUUCCCUUGUGAGAUGGGGGUUAGUGCCAAACAUUGAAGUUCAUGUUUCCGUAUCCUCCGAUUGCUUUCGCCGAAGUGUUAGCAUUCGAGAUGUACUGCACCCUCUUCUGAGGUUUCUACGAGAUUCCGACUUGGCUCAUCUAAUUGACCCACCGCAGAGUGCUUUGGUUAGAGACACUGCUCGAAUGCGAGAAGCGAAACCCAAGAAGAGAGUGUUGUUAUCUUCUUUGAGCUUCCCCUCAAACCCUAUCAAUCGUAAAAGCCCCUCGCCGAUCCAAUUUGCGCCGGUGCCCGAUUCUUCCUUCUCCUUCGUGCCCAGCGCCUCUCCGUCGGAAAUCCCUUUAGGCCCAACUCCUUCCCCAUUCACUUCCCCUGCAAUACCUCCUACCUCCCCGCUCAUUUCCCCUGCAAUACCUCCUGCGUUGGUUCACAAUCCACGACGAACACCUCAUGUGCACCGAACAAAACCCCCCGUAAAAGCCCCAACUGCAUCUGCGUUCCCACCAUCGCCAUCACUGUGUCCUCAUAACGGGGAAGCGCACACAAUGAGGCUGUGGUGCGUGGCUAAACCAACUGUACCGACCGACAAGUUGCAAGAGGCAAUGGACUAUGCUUGCGGGGAGGGUGGGGCCGACUGCGAGGAGAUUAGGCGGGGCGGGCACUGCUAUUAUCCUGAUACAGUCGCCGCCCACGCUUCCUAUGCUUUCAAUAGUUAUUGGCAGAUGGCAAAAUAUGAAGGAGGUAGCUGCAGCUUCGGCGAUACCGCAAUAGUCGUCACUACAGAUCCAAGUUAUGGCCGAUGUAGGUUUCUGAUCGCAUGAUUGGAUGGCAGGAACUUUGAUGCUACCGAUAGUAUCUUUGCUUUUGCUGGUGUGCACUUUAUGCUUAUUUCAUCCACUGGACAUAUGAGCUUUCUUUAUGCUUUUGGAAUGCUUUUAACUAUCUAUGUUGCACAAGAAAUGUUGGACUCAUUAUUAUAAGUAUUUGUAAAAUCUGCAUAUAAC
Molecule: messenger RNA, 1435 nt
Organism: Ananas comosus (pineapple)
Lineage: Eukaryota; Viridiplantae; Streptophyta; Magnoliopsida; Poales; Bromeliaceae
Product: glucan endo-1,3-beta-glucosidase 12-like
Exons: 3
Coding region: 71-1252 (393 amino acids)
Source: RefSeq, a predicted model, not a curated record